Poeciliopsis prolifica (blackstripe livebearer) is the source of this 3585-nucleotide messenger RNA. It is a transcript of the gene six7, whose product is annotated as SIX homeobox 7. The coding region runs from base 1226 to 2008 and encodes 260 amino acids. The transcript has 3 exons. Lineage: Eukaryota; Metazoa; Chordata; Actinopteri; Cyprinodontiformes; Poeciliidae. Gene Ontology annotation, molecular function: RNA polymerase II cis-regulatory region sequence-specific DNA binding; DNA-binding transcription factor activity, RNA polymerase II-specific. Gene Ontology annotation, biological process: regulation of transcription by RNA polymerase II; eye development. Gene Ontology annotation, cellular component: nucleus; transcription regulator complex. The record is from RefSeq and is a predicted model, not a curated record.
CUGAGUGACAAAUUGAAGUAGUUAAUAUACAAUGUCAAAACAAGCCAGGGUUUCAGUUGCUUAUUGAUCUACCCAACUGUUUGCCAGCCUCAUAAUACUCGAAUUCUUGACAGAUUUCUACAAGAGGCUUUUUUUUUUAUUUUUUACUUCGUUUUAAACCAGACAAACCUUCACCUGACUGCAACCUUUGCUCAAAGCCUUAAUCACUCUGGAAAUAAUCUAUAUCUGACUUCAGGAUUGCGUGUUGCAGAAUAAAUGUCACCCCCACACUGAUGUUUUGGGAGCACAUUUGUUUCCCUUUAGGCUACUUUGGGUAAAUGAAGUGUAACCUGUUUGCACGUUAGCCAACAGAUGCUUUCAGGAUCUGUUGUCUGAUUAAUAGGAAAAUUGUCCUUAGACUGAUUAAUGAGCUACUGAGAUAAGAAGGACUGAACCAGUUUGCAGAUUAAUAACAUGGUGACCUGACUUGCUCUGUAUGGAUGUCCAGAGGCGUUCCCAGUUUGAACUGGUGUGAUGAGAGGUCACAGGGGAUAGCCUAUCUGUAACCCAUGUCUGUUUUAAUUACAUGGGUAUUAGCUGGCCAGAGGGGCUUUAUAUCCCAACAUAUACCCUUGGGCAAAUGUCAAGACAACAUACUUAGUCAAUUGUGCAAAAUAUUAUUUAACAAGAUUCUUUUAAGAUCUCAACUUUCUAAGAAAUUAGCUGCCUCUAAACUUUCUGCCUCUUGUUCUUUUUAGUGUUUUUCCCUCUUUCUUUACACAUUUUCAUCUAUUCCUGAGAUGGACAUCUAUCUCCUAAAGAUCAGACCUUUUAAAUAAUCUUUCCUCACUUGUUUGCUCACUGCAGUCAUCCUGGCAGUCAGUGUAUCCUCAGGCUAAGCCAAACAAGCUGAUCAGCCAGGCACCUCUGUACACACUACCCCCCACUAAGAGGCUAAUGGCCAGGACAUAUAAUCCUUCUCAAAACAACCACAGAGAUGCUAAUUGUAUCUGGCUAUAAAUACUAGCAACUGCUUGUCCUCUUUCUUCAUUUGUCUCUGCUCUUGCCUGUAAUGGUGGAGCCAACAGUGUCUUCCCAGAAGUACUCGCACCUAAAUACCAGGAGAGGCUGUUGAAGUUGUGGCGAAACCUUUCCAGCAGGUCUGAGGAGCUUCAUACACAGAUAUAUCAUCCCAUGUGGGUUGUGAACACAUCUCAGCUGAGCUACCGUGAAGAGACCAGGUGAGAUGUUCCCACUGCCGAUGUUCACGCCCGACCAGGUCGCUCGGGUGUGCGAGAACCUGGAGGAGACCGGGGACAUCGAGCGCCUGGGUCGGUUCCUCUGGUCGCUGCCUGCCGCCGUGCCCGGCUCGGCGGGGGAGGCGCUCAACCGGCACGAGUCUGUGAUGCGAGCGAGAGCGCUGGUCGCCUUCCACACCGGGAACUUCGAGGCGCUUUACCAGAUCCUUCAGAGUCACAGGUUUACCCGCGAGUCGCAUGCCAAGCUGCAAGACCUCUGGCUGGAUGCGCACUACAGAGAGGCGGAAAGGCUGAGAGGGCGGCCGCUGGGCCCAGUGGAGAAGUAUCGGAUCAGGAAGAAGUUUCCGUUGCCCCGCACCAUUUGGGAUGGCGAGCAAAAGACGCACUGCUUUAAGGAACGGACUCGGAGCUUGUUGAGAGAGUGGUAUCUCCAAGAUCCCUACCCCAACCCGUCCAGGAAACGACACUUGGCCCAGGCCACGGGUCUCACGCCAACACAAGUCGGUAACUGGUUCAAGAACCGCCGCCAAAGAGACCGCGCCGCAUCGGCAAAAAACAGGCUUCAACAGGAUCCGUCCGUCAUGUCGUCGGAAGGCUCCCCUGACGGCGCCCUGCAAGAGCGGCACCCCCACCCCCACCUGCUGCCUACUUCCCCUCGCCACCUCGGCAGCCCAGAGGCAAGCGACUGCAGCACAGAAACUGAGCGCAGAGGGACGAGAGCGUCUACACCAGAGAUCUCUGUCAGCAGCGAUGGCGAGUUUGAGUCUUGAGAUGAUUCAAUUUUUUUUUCAUACAGGUACAAAAGCAUAACAUUAUAGACUGUGAGACGAUGGACAUGCUACAGCUGCUGAAACAGAAAAGAAAAGUGGCAGGGAAACUUCUGCCUCUGAACAGAAGACUUUUUACAAGGAAUUAUGCACUUAAAAAAGCACUGAGAAGGGUGCUGGUCAUUUCACCCCUUUGCUAUGUUGUACUUUUUCAGUUUUGGUCUUUUUCUGGCAGGAAAACAAGGCGUCUGCCAUGGGAUGCUUUGUGCCGAUGGAAUUCAUUUAUACCAGGGACAUCUCAAACACACUUUCACAACUAAAUGAGUAAAAGAAAUGUACUACAAUUCACUUAGAGGCAAAUAUAUGGAAAUGUGCUUAUGUGACUCUGUCAAUAUUAUUUACCCGCAGAAGUUUGUUAACGUUUAUUAUGGUUUCAAGCGAGGUGAUAAUUCAGCUGCUUUUGUAAGAGUUAAAAAUUGACCAAAUGGCAUUCAGAACAAAGCGCAAAUUUUACAUUUUUAAAACGAACGCCCAUUUAGAUGACAAAUUAUUACCAAGUGGAAUAAACAGAAAAGCAACGGCUGAAUAAACAGAAAAACAACGGUGAAAUUGUUUACAGAUUGUUUACAGCUUGCAUGUAAACAAUCUCUUUUCUAAAAUAGAUUGUUUACAUGCAAGCUGGCAAAGGGGCAAACUGAACCUGGAGCCCAACGAAACCCAUAGGCUUGGUUGUUGUUGUUGUUGUGUAGAAUGAUAAACAACUACUGGCUAACAGUGUGUUGAAGUCUCGGGUACAGAUUUUAGAGCUAAUCCUAAUGUUCGUUAGGUCAUGAAAAUAUUAGUACAGUUGUGUUUUUUUUUUUUUUUUUUUUUUUUUACUGUUUCAAAUAAAUCUGUAAAUAUAAAUGAUCUCGUAAUAGUUUAAAGGGAAGCUGCAUGCAUUUGUGUGGAUUUUGUGAAAAAAUCUAUAAGAACAAUGCCUUGUUGUAUUUAUAUAGCUGUAUGUGAAUAUGUCACCAUGGACAAGAAUGAAUUAAUAUUGACGUGCCCUUACAGAUUUAAAGUAGUGUAAAACCAUACAUUGUCAGUGGUGCACUCAUGUUUAUGUGUGUCUCACUGUCGUCUUCUACUGCAGUGGUUAAAAUGUGAGGGCAAACGUUGUCAUUACAAACUACUUCGACUCUUUUCCCUGCCUUAAAUGGAGCUAAGGGCAUUCUGAUAACGCAGGUUGUGAGUCUAUACAAACUGUCUGUGACUACAACAUGCCUGUGAGAGCACAAACUAUUUCAACUACAGCCAUUUUACCUGUUCCCCUUUCCCUGCUAUCCCUCAAUGGAAGAUGCUGUCAGAGGUUUCCAAGCUGCUUCGAGUUCAAAGUUCACUGGUUCUUUUCUCCAUGUGCCUAUUGCAUUUCAGAAAAAUCAAAGCUAAUCAAAUGUGUCUUCAUUAACACUCUCACAGGCCUGCUGUCUGACAUAACUUUCUUACAACUGUCAUUUCUCACAACGUUUCUGUAAUUCAGUGAAAAUGUGUAUUUUGUAAAUUUUUUUGUGCGAAUAAGUAAAACUGUUUUUAUCCAA